Molecule: messenger RNA, 828 nt
Organism: Fusarium verticillioides 7600
Lineage: Eukaryota; Fungi; Ascomycota; Sordariomycetes; Hypocreales; Nectriaceae
Exons: 1
Coding region: 1-828 (275 amino acids)
Source: RefSeq, a predicted model, not a curated record
AUGACAAGAACAAGCGCGAGCAGUCGUGUUCAAUCGAGACGUGGAUCACUUAACAUUCCUGGUCCCAAUCCUAUUCAACUCCAGCAUGCUUCUGACAGAAUCAACAGCUGGCGUCAAGAUAUCGACGGAGUAAGACCCAGCAUGAACAAUACACCAGCUCGAAGCGAGCGAUCUAUGUCUCCUACCAAACCGGGACAGUCACCGAUCAACUCACCGAUCAACUCAGCGGCCAACCUGGCGCCAGAAUCUCGAAGGAAGCCCUUACCGACGAGUCCCAUCAGCCGCCCGACUCCUACAAGUCCUACCGGCAGUGGUCUAUCUAACCGCACCACAGUCAGAGCUUCACAAGACCGGGAGAGAAACGGCAUCACAAGCCCACCAACCCCAAGUUUCAGCCUUAUCAGUGCCUCUGACUCUGAGGGUGCUAACGACAAGGAGGGCAGUUUCUGGAAUUUGAGCAGAUGGAGAAGUUCACGUCAAAGCCUCCGCUGCUCGGCGGCGUUGAACACACCUGCAAGCCCCAACGGGUCGCCUACCCCCGGUCAUAAUCGCUCUGGAAGCCAGUUUCUCAGCGUUAGAGAGAGAUCAUCGCCAAGAAUGAGCCUGGGUGUUGACGAGCUGAAGCCACCUCGCCAAGAUGUUGCAAACCGUCGCAGAUCAGCAGGACCAAGGUUGACAUCGAGGCUUUCGGUGCAAGGUGAUGAGAAGAAUGGUUUCGAGGAUCAAAUCGAAACACAUGAGGAAAUUACACCAAAUAAAAAACGAGUGGAUUCUGGCGUCGGCCGCAUUAGCGAUGAGUCGGCGGAUUCAGUUGUUCAAUCUUACUGA